Opisthorchis viverrini is the source of this 243-nucleotide messenger RNA. RefSeq lists its product as hypothetical. The transcript has a single exon. The record is from RefSeq and is a predicted model, not a curated record. NCBI's taxonomy places the organism in Eukaryota, Metazoa, Platyhelminthes, Trematoda, Opisthorchiida, Opisthorchiidae. The coding region runs from base 1 to 243 and encodes 80 amino acids.
AUGAUGGAUAGCCUCCUUGCUCGUAAACCUGUCGGACAACUUAACACCUUGCCCGAAAUGUCCAACUACUUGCUUGCCCUGCUCGCACGUCUGCUGACGACCGACCCCCCGCGCAAAACGCCUGAAACCCCUCCCCCAAUCAGUUCUGGCCAAUCUGCACCCCUAUCUAAACUUACUCCACAUCUGACAAGCAAAGACACCUACACCGGUUUCUUCCAUGCCUCUUUUACUAUGCUAGCAUAA